AUGUUCACGGGAGAUGAGGGGCAGAGGAAAGGUCAUGGUCGUGGGCAACGCAACCAGCGGAAGAAUCAGACACCACAUGCGCAGUCCGGACCGGCCGCUGGAUGGGCUCCGCCACCUCAUCAGGCACUUCCGCCAGAUCUCGGAGCGUUCGGGGGGUAUCCCAACCCCUACGCGGGAAUGCCGCUUCCCUACACGCCUGGUCCCCCGCCCCCGGCUGGCUACAAUGCAUACAUUCCGUACCCACCCCAGCCCUAUACCAUGAUGCCGCCUCCCAACAUGUACCCAGGGAUGCCUGCCAUGCCGAUGUUUCCUGGAAUGCCACCUGCAGACUCCUGCAUCAUCAAAGAAUGUCGGGACCCUUCGGACGGUUCAGAUGCUCAGACCUCCAUUCACCUCCGAGAGCGCGGCAUAGCGCGGCUCGAGGCGAAGUCUCGCAACAAGCCCCAGGAGGCUGCCGGAGGAGGAGAAGCGAGGGCCCGCUUGCGCCGCUUGAGCCUUGAACCGCUCAACGUGCUCAACGCACCGCCGCCCCGCGUUGUUCUCCAGGAGGAAAGAACCAGCGGGAGACGAAAGGCAAGAGGCGGACUAAGGUGGAAGGAAGCGCUCCACUUGUACAGCUCCCAUGAGCGAAUAGCGAACCAGGGUACUGAUGAGCCAAGUGCUGCAAUCGAAGACGACGCGAAUCUCAGCCUCCUGCUGAACCAGGUUCGGCGAAGGCAGCGUGACGUCUCCCUCGAAGAGGUGUUGAGCGAGAAAUUGGUCGUCGAGUUCGCGAAGGAUCAGCACGGCAGUCGGUUCCUCCAGACAAAGUUGGAUGAGGCACCCGACGAUGUCAAGCGGAUGGUCUACGCGGCGAUCCAGGAAGACGCUGCAGAGCUGUCGAAGGAAGUUUUCGCUAAUCAUGUGGCAGGGAUCCUCAGUGAGUUCGUUAGGCAGAAGAAGGCUGGAGCUUGCAGAACGCCUCUGAGAGCCGACCCGGUUUUGACGAUUCCGAGUGUUGCCUUGGUGCGAGCGCUGGCGGAUAAUGUCGCCACGCUGUCACAAGACCAGUAUGGCUGCCGUGUCAUCCAGAAGGCGAUCCAAGCAGUCUCCAAAGAGUCCCAGCAGCAGAUUGCGCGGGAGUUGGAGGAUCACGUGGAGUCCUGCAUCAGGUACGGUUGUCGUGUGAUUCAGCGUCUUCUCGAACACUGCGUAUCAGCACAGCUGGAGCCAAUGUUGGAGAAAAUCCUCGUGAAUGUGGCUGUGCUGGCAAAGGUUGUGCAGCACAUGCUGGAGCACGGCCGCAAGGAAGACAAGAAACGAAUUAUUGAGACGAUCCGGGCAAACAUUGCCGAUUUCUCGAAGGAAAAGUUCUCCAGCAAUGUGGUCGAGAAGUGCUUCGAGGCGGCGACUGUGGGUGAGAAUGCGGACGACCCACUGAUCCAGCAGGAGCGCAACUUGCUGAUGCGAAUGGUGCUGGAGAGGCCAGAGGUCAUCUACGCCAUGUGCACCAACACCUACGGCAACUACGUUGCCUUCCCGUGGAGCUUGCAGCCUGCAGCCAUGGCUUUCAAGGUGCGGCUCCUCUUGGGCGCUCGGCGGCUGGUGCUGCAACCGCCGCGGUUUUCCAAGGGCGCAUCCACGGUAGCGAGCGCACCGAAGGCACCCAGCUCGGGCUCGGGUAUGGCUGCGUACAUCCUGCGGACGGGUCUGCGAGGCAUGCGAGGCGCGUGCACCGUCACCGGUGGCGUCGGCUUGACAGUCUUCGGGCUCGUCAUCUGCCCCUACGUCAGUUCACGGUCACCCAUUGGACAGGAAGAGCGAGCUUCACUGGAGCAGGACUUGCUCGGGAUUGUGGCCUUCGACUCGUCUCGCGAGCUGCUGACCGCUUCAGAGCUCUUUGCAGCUGUGCGCGAGAUGCGAAUGCCUCCGGUGUCCUUCCACGACUUGCAGCGACCCUCGUUCUUCCUCCUUUUCGAAUGGGUUGGACGCUUCACGUUUGCAUGCUAUUCCGAUGCCUCUGGUGUAAUGACGCUUGACGAGUUCAAGUGCGCCGUCCACAAGAUGAUCGAUCUGGUUUUGGAGGCACACAGCCUGUCGCGAGGAAAGGCUGCUGCUCCUGCUGAAGCACGCGCCCAAGCAGUGCGCGAGCUCACCAAGCACGUGGUCCCAGCCGUCUUCCGAGUUCUGGACUUUGAUCAGAACGGAAGCAUUGGUGCCUUCGAGUUUAUCCGCGGAGCGCUGCUCUUGCUGGCAACCGUGCAAGGUGCUCCGUUAGAUACGCCGCAGUUGGCAGACUUGGCCUUCCGAGUUGUUGACGCAGAUGGGGAUGGUUUGGUUACCAGCGCUGAGCUGCUUCGAUGGGUCACGCUGGCCCUGGAGCAUGGGGUGACUUCUGCAGACGUGCUUCGUGAGCCUCGGGGGCCUUUCGGGUGGUUUGGAACCCGCAUACUGACGCCAGCACAACUUGCAAAAAGAUGGCUCGCGGAGGCUGACUUCGAUCGUGAUGGAAAGCUCCUUCCGCAGGAGUUCGCAGUCCUUGCUCCGCGACUUCGCAUCCAUCAGACGAUUGGCCGGAUGGUCCAGAAGAUGCUGGAAAACACUCGUGGGGAAGAGUGGCCUGCCCUCUGGGGGGUGCAGCCGGUGGCAGAGAGGCUUGGCAAGUCCCCGAUGCGUGACUUUUGUGCGGAGGACGAGAAUGUGGGCAGAAAAUUCCACGCAGCAUUUGCCUCCAAACAGAGACAGGGGCGCAGCAGUGACGUCAGACGUGGCACGGUUGUCAAAUCUCUGGAUCAGCAACAAAAGGCGCGGAUGACCCAAGCCCUGACCCUGGCCUUCGAGUCCCUUCGAGCAGUUGAUCCCCAGGUGUUCGCACUGGGUUUGCCUGCUGGUGUACAGACCUUACAGAGAGAGGCAGGUGGGCAUUUCGGCAAAGGGGCAGCUAUCAGAGAUUUUGUGCUGCUCGGCGAAGUCAUGUAUGCAGGCCAGAUGCCUCUCCGGAAUGGAGCCCAGCGGACCAGUGCCAUUCACGUCUCCAUCUCUCAGCAUGUCAAUCGACAAAGCCUGCGAGCCUCCCCGCAGAAGGAGCACUUGGGAUCAACCACAUAA
Molecule: messenger RNA, 3087 nt
Organism: Symbiodinium necroappetens
Lineage: Eukaryota; Dinophyceae; Suessiales; Symbiodiniaceae
Source: the annotation of a GenBank genome assembly